CCAUAUUCGCUGAGACUGGAUGGGUGGCAGGUUGAGCUUGACGAGUGUUCUGGUCAACGGAUCGCGCUGGGUGAUUAUGGCGACUAUUUCAAUGGCACUUUUGUGCGUGUUGGAAAUAUUUUUGAGGAUGCUCGCAUCCUUAACAUCGGCACCAUGGGCUCAGCUUAUUGCCCUGUGGUCUACCGCAUAUCCAGCUCUUCACGAUGGUAUCAUACGGAGAAUCAGGAUGAUCUUGCUGUGGCAUAUCACCUCAGGGACGACCACCUGGCCUUACAUCAACCAAAGGGCUUCUCUCUGGCCGCUAACGAUCAUUUUGCGCUACUGUUGAAAACCCUGGCCACUCGUC
This is a messenger RNA of Pisolithus orientalis, 346 nucleotides long. RefSeq lists its product as uncharacterized. The coding region runs from base 20 to 328 and encodes 102 amino acids. The record is from RefSeq and is a predicted model, not a curated record. NCBI's taxonomy places the organism in Eukaryota, Fungi, Basidiomycota, Agaricomycetes, Boletales, Pisolithaceae. The transcript has 2 exons.